Molecule: messenger RNA, 3160 nt
Organism: Clarias gariepinus (North African catfish)
Lineage: Eukaryota; Metazoa; Chordata; Actinopteri; Siluriformes; Clariidae
Product: aconitate hydratase, mitochondrial
Exons: 17
Coding region: 32-2377 (781 amino acids)
Biological process (GO): tricarboxylic acid cycle
Cellular component (GO): cytosol; mitochondrion
Molecular function (GO): 4 iron, 4 sulfur cluster binding; aconitate hydratase activity
Source: RefSeq, a predicted model, not a curated record
UUCAAGCGUCACAUCUUUGUCAGUGCACAAAAUGGCAUCCUACUGCUUGACCGUCUCCAGGCUUCAGCUGGUCCUAGGCCAUGGAGUUCGACGGCUCCAUGUGACUGCGGCUCUCAGUGCCAAAGCCAAGGUGGCAAUGAGCCGUUUUGAGCCCAACUCCUACAUCAACUAUGAUAAACUCCAGUCCAAUGUCAAUAUUGUGCGCAAAAGGCUGGACAGGCCACUUACACUUUCUGAGAAGAUUGUCUAUGGACAUCUGGAUGACCCGGCACGCCAGGAGAUUGUUCGCGGACGCACGUACUUGCGUCUGCGUCCAGACAGGGUGGCAAUGCAAGAUGCAACAGCACAGAUGGCCAUGCUGCAGUUUAUCAGUAGUGGACUCCCAAAAGUGGCUGUACCAUCCACCAUCCACUGUGAUCACCUUAUCGAGGCUCAGCUAGGAGGAGCCCAGGACUUGCAACGAGCAAAGGAAGUGAAUCAGGAAGUUUACAACUUCCUUGCCAGUUCAGGAGCUAAAUACGGGGUUGGUUUCUGGAAACCCGGUUCAGGGAUCAUCCAUCAGAUUAUUUUGGAAAAUUAUGCCUACCCUGGAGUAAUGUUGAUUGGUACGGACUCCCACACCCCUAAUGGUGGUGGAUUGGGCAGCAUCUGCAUUGGAGUAGGUGGAGCUGAUGCAGUGGAUGUCAUGGCAGGAAUUCCAUGGGAGCUUAAGUGUCCAAAGGUUAUUGGUGUAAAAUUGACAGGCAGUCUGUCAGGUUGGACCUCACCAAAGGAUGUUAUCCUGAAAGUGGCUGGCAUCCUCACAGUAAAAGGUGGCACUGGUGCUAUUGUGGAGUAUCAUGGUCCUGGGGUUGAUUCCAUCUCCUGUACAGGAAUGGCUACCAUCUGUAAUAUGGGUGCUGAAAUUGGUGCCACAACCUCAGUCUUCCCAUACAAUCACCGCAUGAGGACGUACUUGGAGAAGACAGGACGUGCAGAAAUUGCCAGUCUGGCUGAUGAGUACAAAGAUUUGCUCGUUCCUGACGCUGGCUGUGAAUAUGACCAGGUGAUUGAGAUUAACCUGAAUGAGCUGAAGCCACACAUCAAUGGUCCCUUCACUCCUGACUUGGCCCACCCAGUGUCUGAAAUCGGCUCUGUCGCAGAGAAGAAUGGAUGGCCAUUAGAGGUUAAAGUUGGUCUGAUUGGAAGCUGUACCAACUCGAGUUAUGAAGAUAUGGGUAGAGCUGCUUCAUUGGCCAAGCAGGCUCUAGAUAAGGGGCUCAAGUGCAAAGCCAUGUUCACAGUCACCCCUGGCUCUGAGCAGAUUCGUGCUACCAUUGAGAGAGACGGUUAUGCUAAGAUACUCAGUGAUGUUGGAGGAGUUGUACUGGCCAAUGCUUGUGGACCCUGCAUCGGACAGUGGGACAGGAGAGAUGUUAAGAAAGGAGAGAAGAACACCAUAGUCACAUCCUUUAAUAGGAACUUCACAGCUCGGAAUGAUGCCAAUCCUGCCACCCAUGCAUUCGUCACUUCUCCAGAGAUUGUUACUGCUCUUGCCAUUGCGGGUACACUGAAAUUCAACCCUGAGGUUGACUAUCUCACAGCUUCCAACGGAGAGAAGUUUAAGCUGCAGCCCCCUACAGGAGACGAGUUGCCUGCACGUGACUUUGACCCAGGCCAGGACACGUAUCAACAUCCCCCAGCUGAUGGCUCUGGCCUCAAAGUGGAUGUCAAUCCACAGAGCAAUCGCCUGCAGCUGCUCGAGCCCUUUGAUAAGUGGAACGGCAAAGACUUGGAGGAUCUGCAAGUGCUCAUAAAGGUAAAGGGCAAAUGCACCACUGACCAUAUUAGUGCUGCUGGACCGUGGCUGAAAUUCCGUGGUCAUUUGGACAACAUUUCAAACAAUUUGCUUAUUGGAGCUGUAAACAUUGACAAUGAUGCAGUUAAUAAGAUUCGCAAUCAGCUGACUGGUGAAUUUGGUGCUGUACCUGAUGUUGCUCGCAAUUACAAGAAAAAUGGUGUUUCCUGGGUUGUGGUGGGUGAUGAGAACUAUGGUGAGGGAUCCAGCAGAGAACAUGCUGCUUUAGAGCCCAGGCAUCUUGGAGGCAGGGCCAUCAUUGUCAAGAGCUUUGCCAGAAUUCAUGAAACAAACUUGAAGAAACAAGGCCUGCUUCCCCUUACCUUCGCUAACCCUACUGAUUAUGACAAAAUCCGCCCAGAUGACAAAAUAUCCAUCGUAGGUCUCCAGACGUUUGCCCCAGGAAAGCCUCUACAUGCUGUAAUCAAGCACAAGGAUGGCAGCAAGGAAACUAUUGAGCUAAACCACACUUUCAACGAGACUCAGAUCGAAUGGUUUCAGGCAGGCUCUGCCCUAAACAGGAUGAAGGAGCUGCAGUAAUUAAGGACUGUUUAUGAAGAAAGGGCAAGGAUCUACACAUGCAGAAGAUUUGUGCAGCAUUCAAGUAUUCCGCAGACAUAUUUGUAAUUUGUUAUGGCAGAAAUUAAAUUCACUCCACUCAGUUAUUACAUUGUGUAUGAUUGACGUGUAUGUAUCCAAUUAAGCAAUCAGUAUUGCCUCAAUACGGCAUACAAUCACAAUAAAUGAAUACAUAGGCACAAAAUAUGAGGAGCAUAGCAGUGGUGAUAAAUUCUGUGUGAUUUAAAUGGUUGUUUAAAAGUGCAUGGAGAUUUUAUUAUUUUUUUUCCCUUCUGUUGCGUUUCAGUUUGUUUCAUGCAAUUAGGCAAUUGUUUUCUGUUUGAUUUCCACUUGAUCUAAUAUAAAGUCCAGUGAUUUCAUCAGAUCAGCAACAGUUACAUCUUUACUCUUCCCUGUGUUUGUCAUGCUAAUCAGAUAAACAGGGAAAUAGGCUUGUGAAUCAUGUUCUGUAAUAACUAUCUGUGGUAACCCUCAUAACUGUAACUGUAACCCUCAUAGUUUUAAGGUUGCCAUAGGCAAAAAAGUGCUCUUGAUUUUACUUCCAUUUCAAUGUAAUGGGUGAAGAUUUGGUUGUCUAUGCUGCCUCACAGGUUCAACCAAACCUUCAACUCUAAUGUAUAUACAGUCUGUCAUUACUUUGUGAUUCACAUUACAAAAAUGCUUAUUUAUUACCACUAGCAAAGAAAGGCAAAUAUCCAUGAAAUUAAAAUACCUGAAACUUGAUUAAAAUCUUGGCUAUAUUCA